AGCGCCACCGAGUUUCUUUUGUUAUCAAGCCGAUUCCUGUUCGCGGUUGGACGUAUAAGUUGGCAAGAGUUUUCACAGCAUGGGAGGAUUCGACACGCGGGACAAGUACGUCUGUUGGCGAAUGCUGAAGUGAAGUGUUCAAGCAGUGUCUCGAGAAGACCAUAUUUGACAUUUGAACAUUUUAACUGUCAAUUAACAGGUCCAGUUCAUAAAGGGCCGAAGUUUUCCCCGUAUUUGUCCAGGAAAAUGAGUAGUGCACAGUAUGCAUCUUUGAAGGAAAAGGUGGUGCUGAUAACAGGCGCUAGUUCUGGUAUAGGAGCAGGUACUGCCAGAGUAUUUGCCAAGAACGGAGCUCGGCUCGCUUUGUGUGGUCGGCAAGAAAAUAAUUUGAAGAAAGUUUCUGAAGAAUGUACUGCUCUCGGCGCUCGCGAAGUAAAGAGCUUAUUGGGCGAUUUAACUGAUUUGAAUUGUUGCAAGAAAAUCAUUUGUGAUGUCAUUGAACAUUACGGCCAGUUAGAUGUGUUGGUGAACAGUGCAGGCCGGCUGUUGAAUAAUACAAUUGAAAAUGUGACACCUGAGCAAUAUGAUGAUAUUAUGAAUGUUAACACACGAUCUAUAGUGUUUUUAACACAGUAUGCAGUUCCACAUUUGACUAAAACUAAGGGUACAAUUGUUAAUGUUUCAUCUGUUGUGGGAAUAAGAUCGUUUCCAGGUAUCUUGGCAUACUGCAUGAGUAAAUCUGCAGUGGAUCAAUUUACAAAAUGUGUUGCUCUGGAGCUAGCUUCCAAAGGGAUUCGUGUGAAUGCUGUUAAUCCAGGAGUAAUAAAAACAGAGGUUCACAAACGAGGUGGAAUGUCUGAAGCCGAGUAUAAGAAGUUUCUAGAACGUGGCAAGGAGACUCAUGCAUUAGGCCGUGUGGGUGAGCCAGAAGAAGUUGGCAAUGCCAUUGCAUUUUUAGCAUCCAGCGAAUCAUCUUUUAUCACAGGAGAAACUUUGCCUGUGGAUGGGGGCCGCCAUGUUAUGUGUCCUCGAUGAGAAGAGUUAAUGAUAUUUUGCUCUUCUUCUGUAAUAGAAGUACAUCCAAGUAUUUUGUAAUUUUGUCAACUCUGUUGUCAAACUGAGAGUAUUGUAACUGUAAUAAAUGUAAGUUUUUUUUGAGGAGACAAAGUGUAAAGUCAGUUCCCAAAUCUAUUAAAAAUUAUUUUCUGCUAAGUUCUUGAGUUUCACAUUAAGUCAAUCAGCUAUUUUUAUGAAAAUGUUCCAUUGUGUAAUACAAAUAACAUAUAAAAUACGAAAUUACUAAGCUGUUAAGUCACUACAACAGCCCAGGUUUCGAAGAUUUCUUCCUUAGCAAUAUUAACUUCCGCAUUCCUAGUCACAAUACAAAUUAAACAAAGAAAAUAUGUUGGGCAGUCCAUAUACCUUUUUCCUAUCAAACAAAGUUGUUGAUCACUGAAAUCGCCUACCUGCCACUGUUGUCAAUGCUCUUAGCACUCGCACAUUUAAAGAAUGUUGGGUUCAGUUUUAUACCGUUCUGUCUUGAUUAUCAUCUUUUUUACCCCUCUUCUUUCUCAUGCGAAUCUUUGUUUUAUUGUGAACAUUAUCAGAAUUGAACACUGUUUGUGUAUUUAGUAAAUAAAUAUUUUGGAAGUUAUUGUUCAAAUAAACAGA
Gryllus bimaculatus (two-spotted cricket) is the source of this 1671-nucleotide messenger RNA. NCBI's taxonomy places the organism in Eukaryota, Metazoa, Arthropoda, Insecta, Orthoptera, Gryllidae. The record is from the annotation of a GenBank genome assembly.